CAAAAAUGGCGUUAAUUGUUUAACGUCAGUUUAUUGAAAAUGAAAAAUAAAUAAAAAUGUUUGGAAUUGUUAAUAAUGUGUUUUUAUGUUUUACCGUUGUUCUCAUCAACUCGCAGACAUGUAUAACAGAACCAUUGUCACCGCCACCAGCUCUGAUGCUGUAUAGUCCCGGAGAUUUGGAGUACACUGACAUACUGGUGAAGAGGGUGUUGGAUAAUUUGACACUGAUAUGUGAACUGAGAGGUGAUACCACACCUAGAGUUUACGUAUGGAAUUACGUUGGAAAUGGCACUGUUAAUGAAAGGCCGUUCACAAUAGAGCCAAGUGGUGCGAGCAACUCUAGCCAGCUGCAGCGUCGGGGACUCCAGAUGAGUGACAGUGGACACUACAUGUGCUCAGCUCCACCCUUCAGUGUCACCAAAUAUGUACUUGUGCAACCUAGAGGACCGAAUAAGUGCGCCCGCGGUGCGUUCGCAUGCGAGUCCCGAUGUGUGCUGGCGAACUAUGUAUGCGACGGGUGGCGCGACUGUCUACACGCCGAAGAUGAGGCGCCUGCGCUCUGCUCUGCACGACCCUGUGCACGUAGCGACAAAUUGAAUUGUUCAUCUGGUCGGUGUAUAUCAGAGGCGGCGUGCUGCCGGGGCGGAGACCCGCUGUGCCGGCAGCCCGACUGCUGCAGCGAACAUCCCAGAUACUCACGACUUGAGAGCUACGUGGAGAUGGAAUAUCCACCACUGUUCGAAGACCAUCACGCGCCAGAUGAGAACAGCUUCAUACAGUCUACCAUUUAUACUGUUACAGCUUGUGCGCUGAUCUUCAUGAUAGCGGUGGUACUUCUGGUGUCUGCGAUCUGUAAGAUGCACAUGAAGCGCGCCGCACUGCGCAGCUACGCGCACGCAGAGCGCGCAACUGCGCACCACUACAACGUGCAGUACGCACAGGCGGCACGUUUCCCUCCAUGUUAUGAAGCUUCAAGAUUAUUGGAACAGUCGCGAGAGGUCGCUGUCAGUCCUACAAGAGACGUACAAAACUCAGAUGCAGUGUCUCCGUGUGAGGAGUGUCCGGAUGGUGCAGCAUCACAGCCGGACUCUUCUGCAGCUGGUUUCGGACUCGCUCGUCUCUCUGCUAUAUUCUCUUCAAGAUAUCGACAGGUACCGACUCAGUGUUGCGAUGUGGAGAUGACUGAUGUACGUUCUUCUUCCUUGACCUCGUCUCCGUCUCGUGCUCGUCCCGCUCUGCCUGACUACCGCAGCCCCACUUACUGUGACCUAGCACAUUUACGUCUAGAUGAUGCCACAGAUCUUAACUACAUGGCAACACCGGUAGAAUUCUUCAGACGUCGAGCUCUCCGCAGGAAUACCCUCGAAAGAGUCAUACAUCACAUCAAUCAGGCUCAAAGACCUCUCACUCUCCAAUUAGGUAGGUUCCAACUUAGUAUACCUAGAUUUGGACGCAGAUCGUCUAAUGAACCCAGACCGGACACACCUAAUGUUGCUGAAAUUAAUAUAGAAGAUCUAGAUUUUGUUCGUCUAAAUUCAAAUGAAACAUACACUUUAAAUGGACGUACUAUUAGACUUUUAGGAGCUAAUUUUGAGAAUUAUCCAGUACUUGCUGAUGAUUCAGUCCGGCCACCUCCGUAUACUGAAGCUAUGAGAUACAAACUGUACGGUCCACCACCGGAAUACUUAAGUAGGGAAAGAUUAAAUAAUGAUAGAGAUAAUACUAACGUUGAUGAAGAAGCUAGAAAUAAUAUUGAAAUGCCACCGUGUUAUGAAGAUUUAGCUUCAGGUGUUGAUGCUAACGCUAAUUUAUCAACUGUAGCAACAGUUAUUGAUAACGGUGAUACAAAUAUAGCUGUUAACGAUAACGGUAAUACAGUUGUUGAAACUUUGAGUUCAGUUAUUGAUAAUUUACCAGCUAUUGAUAGCGAUAUAAACGCCAAUGAAACUCUGGUCGAAGUUAAUGAUUAAGUUUAGCAUCAAAUAUACUUUAAAGAUCUUAUAUAACCAUAAAUCUGUUAUUGACAGAUUUUUUGGUCCUUCAUAACUCGCAUACGUAAUUGUUUUCGAAAAAAAAGUAUGCAUUUUUUUAAACACUUCAAGCCCUUCGUACACAGCAAUUUAAAUCGUCGAAACUUAUAUUGAAUCG
This is a messenger RNA of Papilio machaon (common yellow swallowtail), 2148 nucleotides long. RefSeq lists its product as uncharacterized. The record is from RefSeq and is a predicted model, not a curated record. Lineage: Eukaryota; Metazoa; Arthropoda; Insecta; Lepidoptera; Papilionidae. Gene Ontology annotation, molecular function: protein binding. The coding region runs from base 57 to 1970 and encodes 637 amino acids. The transcript has 10 exons.